Messenger RNA from Aspergillus ochraceoroseus IBT 24754, 3549 nucleotides. RefSeq names its product M28 family metallopeptidase. The record is from RefSeq and is a predicted model, not a curated record. Gene Ontology annotation, biological process: proteolysis. The transcript has a single exon. Gene Ontology annotation, molecular function: metalloexopeptidase activity. The coding region runs from base 482 to 3403 and encodes 973 amino acids. Lineage: Eukaryota; Fungi; Ascomycota; Eurotiomycetes; Eurotiales; Aspergillaceae.
AUAGAUCUAUAUAAGCAUGGCGUGUUUGAAGAAGCUACACUAUCUUCUAGUUAGCAUGAACGGAGUUGGGCUUUUCGAGAGUGAUUGGUCUUCUCGUCUGUUAUGAAUUACGAUCCGUUCUAUCCAGGUUGCUGGCUCUGUGUCUAGGACUACUCUUAAAAUAUCACAGUAUUUCUAGUUUUAUCUCUUUUAACACAGAAAUCAUAAUAUAAUAAUGUCAAUGAAGAAUAAAAAAAAAAUAAAUCAAAAAUAAACCAGAGCUGGGGAUGUCAGUCAAAUACCUGUAAAAUUACACGGUAGUGUAUCCGUACUGUCAUUUCCGUAACCCCGCUCUCUCUCUUGUCCGGUACCUGUACCUCCAUCAUCUCCAUCAUCUCCUCAUCUCCUCAUCUCGAACUCGCAAAGCUCUCUGCAAAGAGACUAGAGACCUUCCUCGCCAACAGCUUGAAGGAUAGAAUCCUGUGGAUCGAGGUCGAGUUCGAUGGAUACCCCUAAAGUAUCCCGAGCCAAUCCUCUGGCAUUCACUCCCUGGCCAGUCACGAUCAUCACUGCCGUUGUGUACCUCGCGUUCGUAAUCCCUUUACUCGUCGUCCACCAUGUUGUACCUUCUGCCCCGAGCUCCAGUCCUACCGGUUUAAACCUCACAGAAGCCUGGAGUGACCUCCAGAUCCUCACCUCCGGCUAUCGCCCCUACAACUCCCAUCAGAACGACAAGAUUCACGAAUGGCUUUUCCAGCGAAUCUAUGAGAUCCUAGACGCGACAACGACAGCAGGCGAAAGUGAGCUGGAAAAGAAACCGGAUGUGUUUGUUUUCAAUGACGCGAGCUCAAACUUGACGUUUGCCGGGAACACCCUGUCGAGCUCUGAUCUCGCGGUUUAUUUUGAAGGGACGAACAUUCUGGUGUAUAUUCGGGGCGAGGAAGAUACUCGGGAGCAGUGGUGGGAGGUCCCCGAUGGGUAUCCCACGGGAACGGGCGGCGUGCUGGUGAACGCGCACUAUGAUAGUGUUUCGACUGGGUUUGGCGCGACAGACGACGGCGUCGGGGUUGUCACUUGUCUCCAGCUUAUCCGGUACUUCACUACGCCGCAACAUGCGCCACGGAAGGGACUGGUGGUGUUGUUUAACAAUGGCGAGGAAGAUUUCCUGAACGGCGCGCGUGUUUACAGCCAGCAUCCGAUGUCGAGGUUUGCGCAUACCUUUUUGAACCUGGAAGGUGCGGGUGCUGGAGGGCGCGCGAUCUUGUUCCGCAGCUCCGAUGAGGAGGUCACGCGGUCUUAUAUGCGGUCGCAACAUCCGUUUGGGUCCGUGUUUGGUGCGGAUGGCUUUGAGACCGGGUUAAUUCGGAGUCAGACCGAUUAUGUGGUUUUCCAAGGCGAUUUGGGUCUGCGGGGACUGGACGUUGCGUUUAUGGAACCGCGCGCUCGGUAUCAUACUGAUCAGGAUGAUGCGAGACAUACCAGUAAGGAUUCCCUCUGGCAUAUGUUGUCUGCUGCCGUUGCGACGACGGAGGGUCUCGUGUCGGAUUCGAGUACUCAGUUUGAUGGGCCGGCAAGAGAUGAUGGGAAGCUUCCCAGCGGCACUGGAUCCAAGGCCGUCUGGUUUGAUCUUUACGGAAGCACUUUUGUGCUUUUCCGCCUGCAUACUCUAUUUGCCCUCUCGCUGACUCUUCUCAUUGUGGCUCCCCUGGUCUUGCUCUUGACAAGCAUCAUCCUCACCAAGGUGGAUAAAAUGUACCUCUUUCGGUCGACGGUGCGGCCCCAGGACACUCUUGAUUUCGUCCCGCUGUAUGGCGUUCGGGGGGUUUUCCGAUUUCCAUUCUUGUUUGGCAUUCCCACUGCCGUCACUGUUGGUUUGGCAUAUCUGCUUACCAAGGUCAACCCGUACAUCAUUCACAGUAGCCAGUAUGCUGUGUGGGCCAUGAUGGUAUCCGCGUGGACAUUCUUGGCCUGGUUUGUUUCCCGAGUGGCUGACUUUGCUCGUCCUUCGGCGUUCCACCGCAUAUAUACACUGACCUGGAUGUUUGUUCUGAUGUGGGUUCUUCUGGUCAUUGCGACGGUGUAUGAGAAUCAAUGGGGACUGGCAGGGGGCUAUUUCAUCUUCUUUGCAUUUUCAGGUACCUUCCUGGCCACAUGGAUCUCUUAUCUUGAACUGUUUUCCCUGCCGCGGAAGUCCGACUAUGCUAGUGAGCUUCGACCAACAUCGAGGCGGGCUAGUAGUCAUGGUAGCCGCCGACUCGGAGCACCUUCCGAAGAAGAAGAAGAAGAAGAAGAGGAGGAGGAGGAUGAUGAUGGUGGCGAUGACGAUGAGGAGGAGGAGGAGCCUACAGAAUCGACAUCUUUGCUUGGAAGCGGACAGCGGACUACCUUUGCGAACUAUGUGCGAGUGACCGGGGAUCAUGCGGUCAACACUGACGAUGAGGAUUACGUUGGGAAGGCCCACGUGUACGGUCUGGAGCAACGAUGGAGCUCCUACAUGCCUACAUGGAUCUGGGUUUUGCAAUUCCUUCUUGUUGCUCCUAUUGUCAUUAUAUUGGUUGGAGCUUUGGCGCUUAUGCUUACCAGCGCCCUACGCCAAACCGGGCAAGAUGGUGGCUCUUCGCUUUUCAUCUACAUUGCCAUCGUUGCAUUCACAACGCUCCUGCUGACUCCAAUGUUACCGUUUAUCCACCGGUACACCUACCACAUCCCACUAUUUCUACUAGCAGUUUUUAUCGGCACCAUGAUCUACAACCUCGUCGCAUUCCCAUUCUCCGACUCCGACAGGCUGAAGCUCUUCUUCAUCCAAGAAGUAAAUCUCGAUACCGGCGUCAACACCGCCUCCCUCGCAGGCGUCCAGCCCUUUGUCUACAACGUCGCAGCCGAUAUACCCAGCGCAGCAGGCCAAAGCAUCUCCUGCAACCCCCUCGGGGAUCGAGUGAAAUGCUCCUGGGCAGGAAUCCCACCCCAGGUCACCACCGGAGAAGACACAGCCCUAUCAGACUGGGUGUCAUUCGAAAUUUCCAAAUCCACGGAUAAACCCCACGCCCAAUUCAAGGUCUCUGGCCAGAACACUCGCGCGUGCAAGCUCCUCUUCGACUCCCCGAUCACCAACUUCCACGUUGCUGACUCCGCCUACGACGAGCGCUUCCCACAUACCUCUUCUAAGGGAUUUAAGGAAAUCCGCCUCUGGAGCCGCUCAUGGGACAAUACAUGGACCGUGGAUGUUGAGUGGGAGGACGACAAAGGCCAGGACACCAGUUUAUCCGGCAGGGUAGUCUGUCUGUGGAGCGACAAUAACCAGCCCGGUGUCAUUCCGGCCCUUGAUGAAGUACGCCAGUACGCGCCGUCUUGGGUGGGGGUGAGUAAAUUAUCCGAUGGACUUGUGGAGGGUAGUAAGGCGUUUGAGAUCAAGAUUGAUCCUUGAUAGUUGUAUUCUUUGUUUUUCUCCUUUUUUACAUCUGUCUUUCUUGCCUGCCUGCCUGCCUGCUUAUCUACUUGAUUCAUUUCUCUGUUCAUUUCGGCGUAUGGGUAUGGGAUAUGAUCUGCUCGCUCCUAGUUCUGUACCGGGUU